AUGGCAGACCUCAUACAAGAUGAACUCGACCUGGACCUGCAUGCCAUCAAGUUUUACACAGACAGCAAGGUAGUACUGGGCUACAUCUGCAACGAAUCUAAGCGAUUCUAUUUGUAUGUCCACAACAGAGUCCAACGCAUCCGCUUGUCAUCAAAGCCUGAACAAUGGCACUAUGUACACACAGAGGAGAACCCUGCAGACCAUGCAUCAAGAUCCUUACCUGCAUCUCAUCUUGCACAGACAUCAUGGUUCACUGGACCCUUAUUUCUGAGUAAACCGCCUGUAGAGGAAACACAAACGAAGCAGACGCUUGAGCUAAUUGAACCUGAAAAGGAUGCAGAAAUUCGACCAGAGAUACAGACUUAUGCCACUUUUUCAGACAGUUUGGUACUAACACCUGACCGCUUCCAACGCUUCUCCACCUUCACCUCUUUGGUAAGAGGGGUAGCAUUCCUUGUCCACAUUGCCAAGUCAUACAACCACUCAGUUCAAAAUUGCAAAUGCAAAGGAUGGCACAAAUGUGACUCACCCCGCAGUCCAGAUGAAUUGGAUCAAGCCAAGGAUGUUAUCCUAAAAGUGGCCCAACAGUCAGCCUUUGCAAAUGAACUUUCAGCCCUUAGAACUAACAAAUCAAUACCCAUCAGCAGCCCUUUGGGGAAGCUCAAUCCAACCCUGGAGAACAACCUUAUCAUUGUUGGAGGUCGACUUAAGUACUCCAACCUCACCCCUGUGGAAAAGAACCCAAUAAUCUUACCAAAAGACAGCCACAUCUCCCUACUGCUUACACGCUAUCACCAUGAAAGGGUGAAACACCAAGGUCGACACCUGACAGAAGGUGCUAUCAGGGCUGCUGGUCUGUGGAUUUUGGGACGCAAGCAACUUAUCAAUUCAGUACUCCACAAAUGUGUGACCUGCCGCAAAUUGCGUGGGAAACAGCAAGAACAACGCAUGGCAGAUCUUCCACCUGAACGCCUCAAAGUCUGCCCUCCCUUUACGUAUGUGGGACUUGAUGUCUUUGGUCCAUGGUCCGUUACUACCAGACGCACCAGGGGAGGACAAGCAGAAAGCAAGAGGUGGGCCAUUAUGUUCAGCUGUAUGAGUUCACGAGCAGUCCACAUCGAGGUCAUAGAGUCCAUGGACACAUCUAGUUGCAUUAACGCACUCAGACGCUUCUUCGCACUUCGAGGCCCUGCAAAACAGCUAAAAUCUGACUGUGGCACCAAUUUCAUUGGCACGAGCAAGGAGCUUGGUAUGGACAAAACUAUGCAAAGGUACCUCAGUGAGCAAGGAUGCACCUGGGAAUUCAACCCACCACACGCCUCUCAUAUGGGAGGCUCCUGGGAGAGAAUGAUUGGCAUUGCCAGAAGAAUCCUUGACUCAAUGCUCCUACAGCAGAACACACAACUAACUCAUGAAGUACUGUGCACCCUGAUGGCAGAGGUUACAGCCAUUAUAAAUGCACGGCCACUUACUCCUGUGUCUUCAGAUCCAGAGAACCCCUUCAUUCUCUCACCAUCAAUGCUCCUCACACAGAAAGUGGGAGUUUCUCCUCCUCUUGGGAAUUUCUCAGACAAGGACUUGUACACUAAGCAAUGGAGACAAGUUCAGGCCCUUGCAAACCAGUUUUGGACCCGCUGGAGAAAGGAGUACUUACACUUAUUGCAACUAAGACAGAAAUGGACGGCAGUUCGCAGAAACCUUCAAGUUGGAGAUCUGGUUCUACUCAGGGACAAGCAGACUGCCCGCAACUGCUGGCCAAUGGCCAGAAUUACUGCCACAUUCCCUGGAAAUGAUGGACAUGUCAGGAAGGUUGAGUUGAAGAUAACUGACCAAGGAAAUCCAAAGACCUUCCUGAGACCUGUAGGAGAAGUUGUUCUACUUUUACCUAAGGACUGAAGUAAAAACUGAGUUUGUAUUCUCAUGUUCUUAGUGACCUCACAUAGGUCAGGCAGGGAGUGUGUUGUCUCUAAGGCAUUUGUUUAGCUAAUUAUUUGUUGAAGUUGUUGUUAUCUAUUUUGGUGAAGGGCCAGGUUAAUAAUUACAUAUGUAAAAGGAAAUGAUAACGCUAAAUCUAUUUAC
Messenger RNA from Monopterus albus (swamp eel), 2079 nucleotides. RefSeq lists its product as uncharacterized. Bases 1 to 1896 code for a protein of 631 amino acids. NCBI's taxonomy places the organism in Eukaryota, Metazoa, Chordata, Actinopteri, Synbranchiformes, Synbranchidae. Gene Ontology annotation, molecular function: nucleic acid binding. The transcript has a single exon. Gene Ontology annotation, biological process: DNA integration. The record is from RefSeq and is a predicted model, not a curated record.